Molecule: messenger RNA, 2316 nt
Organism: Dunckerocampus dactyliophorus (ringed pipefish)
Lineage: Eukaryota; Metazoa; Chordata; Actinopteri; Syngnathiformes; Syngnathidae
Gene: xpnpep2
Product: X-prolyl aminopeptidase (aminopeptidase P) 2, membrane-bound
Exons: 21
Coding region: 83-2107 (674 amino acids)
Molecular function (GO): metalloaminopeptidase activity
Source: RefSeq, a predicted model, not a curated record
ACACACCCACAGAGACUGCACACUCAGCGCUGCACCUGCUCCAGCGCAGCCCGGCCCACUUUGUGUCUGUUGGAGCGCCAAGAUGCUCGCCUACUGCUGGAUGAUGGCUCUGCUUCUGGCGGCCGGAACUCCAGGAAACGUCAGCGCCGCUGCGUUCUUUGAAGCUACUGAGAGGAACUGCUCGCUGUCACCACCGUACCUUCCCAGCACAGCAGUGAACACCAGCCUCCGUCUGCAGGAGUUACGCGAAGGGAUGCUUUCGUCCAACAUCUCCGCCUACAUUAUCCCCGCCACCGACGCCCACAUGAGUGAAUACAUAGCGCCACGUGACGCCAGGAUGGCCUUCAUGACGGGCUUCACAGGCUCUGCAGGCACUGCCGUGGUCACGCCUAUCAAAGCGGCGCUGUGGACGGACAGCCGCUACUGGGUUCAAGCCGAGAGACAGAUGGACUGUAACUGGGUGCUGCAAAAAGACGUGUCCAUAAGCAGUAUAUCAGAGUGGCUCAUCUCAGAGGUACCACAUGGAGGCCAAAUCGGCUUCGAUCCCUUCCUCUUCUCCAUCAAAACGCAGGAAGACUACAGCAUGAGUCUGGAGUCCAGCAAUCGAAGCCUCAAGUCGAUGCCUGGCAACCUGGUGGACCAAGUGUGGAAGGAGGAGAGACCUUCCAUCCCGCCUGACAGCCUCAUCCGCCUGCCGGAUAGAGUCAUACAAAGGCCCUGGCAGAUGAAAGUGGAGCAAAUCCGGAGUCAGAUGAAGGAGAAUCCUUACGAGCCCACUGCUCUUCUGCUGUCAGCGCUGGAUGAAACCGCCUGGCUGUUUAAUAUGCGUGGCAACGACAUCCCAUACAACCCAUUCUUCUACUCAUACACGCUGCUGACCCUGGAUGAGAUCUGGCUCUUUUUACACGCAGACAGACUGACAGAGGAGCUGAGGGUGUACCUGAACGCCUCGUGCAGUGGGUCACUCUGCGUCCAGCUCAAAAGCUACGACUCCAUCUUGGAUGACCUGAAGAAGCAUGUGGGCCGGCCAGGGGUCAAAGUGUGGAUCGGCACUGAGUACACAAACUACGCACUUUAUGAGGUCAUCAAACCUGAGGACAAACUAAUGAGCAGCUCCUAUUCUCCUGUGUUGACCACCAAAGCUGUGAAAGAUGAGACUGAGCAGCGCAUCUUGAGGGAUGCUCACGUGAGAGAUGCCGUGGCUGUCAUCCAGCUGCUCAUGUGGUUGGAGAAGGCGGUGCCAGCAGGGAAGGAGACCGAACUGAGCGCCUCUGCCUACGUCAAUCACUGUCGCAGCAAACAGAAAGAUAACAGGGGUCCAAGCUUUGAGACAAUCUCUGCAAGUGGACCAAACGCUGCACUGGCACAUUACAGCCCCACAGGGGAAACAAACAGGAAGUUGACAGUAGAUGAGAUGUACCUGGUGGACUCUGGUGGCCAAUAUCUAGACGGGACCACUGACAUCACGAGGACGGUCCACUGGGGGACGCCCACUGCUAUGCAAAAGGAGGCCUUCACGAGAGUACUUGUGGGCAAUAUUGAAAUAUCCAGAACCAUAUUUCCUUCAGGAACAAGAGGUGUAAACAUGGAGAUGCUGGGCCGCAGAGCAUUGUGGGAAGUGGGCCUAAACUACGGCCACGGGACAGGGCAUGGCGUCGGGAAUUAUUUCGGAGUUCAUGAGUGGCCGGUUGGUUUUCAGGGCAACAACAUUCCCUUUAGAGAAGGCAUGUUCACAUCCAUUGAACCUGGCUAUUACAAGGAGAACGACUUUGGCAUCCGCAUUGAAGAUGUUGCCGUGGUCGUGCCCGCCCACACAAAGUACGGCCACAACUACUUGACCUUUGACACCGUGUCCUUGGUUCCUUAUGACAGGAAGUUGAUUGAUACCUCUCUUCUAAGCUCAGCCCAGCUCCAGUGGCUAAACAAGUACUAUGAGACUAUUCGGAGGCUCCUUGGUCCCGAGCUGGACCGGCAGGGCCUCCACGAAGAGAGCCAAUGGAUGCUCAGACAUACAGAACCCUUCACAGAGUCUGGAUCUUCAUCUGUGCCCUCAUCUUCACUGACUCUUGUCACUUUAGCCGUAGCUUUGAUCUUCAAUGUAGUCUGAGAAGCUCAUCUUGAUGCCAUUGGCUACCAUUACAGCUAUGCAGUCCACAUGGACAACAAUCAGGCUACAUCAGGGAGAGAUCUGUUUGGAAACUACAUAUUUAUGUCAUCAAAGCAGCAUAACUUAUUUCAUGUACUGACUUGUUUAAAGCUAACUUUUAAACACAAAUUAACUAUUAAAAAAUGCAUUGAAGUGUCUGAUUUGUAUCC